AUGGAGGAGCCCGGAUCCAGCCCGGACGACGCCGUGCUCUUCUUCGGGGUGUCCCUCGUGCUGGGCAUCGGCUCCCGCCACCUCCUCCGGGGCACCCGCGUGCCCUACACUGUCGCGCUCCUCGUCCUCGGCGUCGCCCUCGGAGGCCUCGAGUACGGGACCAAGCAUGGCCUCGGCAAGCUCGGAGCCGGCAUCCGUAUCUGGGCUGCAAUAAAUCCCGACCUCCUGCUCGCGGUUUUCCUCCCUGCCCUUCUCUUCGAAAGCUCCUUCUCCAUGGAAGUACACCAGAUUAAGAAAUGCAUGGCGCAGAUGGUGUUACUCGCCGUUCCAGGCGUGGUGCUCUCGACGUUUCUGCUUGGCACCGCUGUGAAGCUUACGUUUCCAUACAAUUGGAACUGGAAAACAUCAUUCUUGUUUAGUGGACUGCUUAGUGCGACCGAUCCUGUUGCUGUGGUCGCACUUCUAAAAGACCUUGGAGCAAGUAAAAAGCUCAGCACAAUAAUUGAAGGAGAAUCCUUAAUGAACGACGGGACUGCUAUUGUUGUCUUUCAGUUAUUCUAUCGAAUGGUGCUUGGAAGAUCUUUUGAUGCAGGGUCCAUAAUAAAGUUCUUGACAGAAGUUUCACUUGGAGCGCACGUGAAUAUAUCUUCUUUCACCAAUGUUGCUCUGGGCCUUGCGUUUGGAAUUGCAUCAGUACUAUGGCUGGGCUUUAUCUUCAAUGAUACAAUCAUAGAGAUUUCACUUACCCUUGCUGUCAGCUAUAUUGCUUUCUUCACUGCGCAAGAUGCAUUCGAGGUUUCAGGUGUUCUGGCCGUCAUGACCUUGGGGAUGUUCUAUGCUGCUUUUGCAAAAACUGCUUUUAAGGGUGACAGCCAGGAAAGUUUGCAUCAUUUCUGGGAAAUGGUUGCCUACAUCGCGAACACACUUAUUUUCAUAUUGAGUGGGGUUGUCAUUGCAGAUGGUGUACUACAAGAUAAUAUCCAUUUUGAGAAGCAUGGCACUUCAUGGGGGUACCUUCUUCUGCUCUACGUGUUCGUGCAAAUAUCGCGUGCUAUAGUUGUCAGUGUUUUGUUUCCAUUGCUGCGUCACUUUGGGUAUGGUAUGGAUUUCAAAGAAGCCAUAGUUCUUGUCUGGUCAGGGCUGCGAGGGGCUGUUGCUCUAUCUCUAUCUCUGUCUGUUAAACGUGGUAGCGAUGCAGAUCAACGUUAUCUGAAAUCAGAAGUUGGAACAAUGUUUGUCUUCUUCACGGGUGGCAUCGUUUUUCUGACAUUGAUUGUGAAUGGUUCAACCACACAGUUUUUGUUGCACCUACUCGGCAUGGGAAAAUUAUCAGCAACAAAGUUUCGUGUAUUGAAGUACACAAGAUACGAAAUGCUAAACAAGGCAUUGGAGGCUUUUGGUGAUCUCAGGGAUGAUGAGGAACUUGGGCCUGCUGAUUGGAUUACUGUGAAGAAAUAUAUUACAUGUUUGAAUGACUUGGAAGAUGAACAAGCACAUCCUCAUGAUGGUCCUGACAUAGAUGAUCAUGUGCAUACAAUGAAUUUGAGGGAUACACGAGUGCGGCUUUUGAAUGGUGUGCAAGCCGCUUACUGGGGAAUGCUUGAAGAGGGACGAAUAACUCAAUCUACAGCACAUAUGUUAAUGAGAUCUGUUGAUGAGGCUAUGGAUCUUGUUUCUAGCCAAUCAUUAUGCGACUGGAAUGGUUUGCGGUCCAGUGUUCAUUUCCCAAAGUAUUAUAGGUUCCUUCAGAUGAGCAGAUUGCCACGAAGGCUUGUCACAUACUUCACAGUAGAAAGAUUGGAGUUAGGAUGCUACAUUUGUGCGGCAUUUCUCCGUGCUCAUAGAAUUGCGAGGAGACAACUACAUGAUUUUCUUGGUGAUAGUGAUAUUGCAAGAAUUGUCAUCAAUGAAAGUACUGCUGCGGGGGAGGAAGCUAAAAAGUUUCUGGAAGAUGUUCGUGUUACAUUCCCUCAGGUGCUUCGUGUAUUAAAGACUCGACAAGUAACUUAUGCGGUAUUGACACACUUGAGCGACUAUAUUCAAGACCUCGGGAAGACAGGGUUGCUCGAGGAAAAGGAAAUAGUCCAUCUCGAUGAUGCUUUGCAGACAGACUUGAAGAAACUUAAGAGGAAUCCACCGCUGGUGAAAAUGCCAAGAGUUAGCAAACUUCUAAACACCCAUCCUUUAGUUGGUGCACUGCCUGCUGCUGCUCGUGAUCCGUUGUUAAGUAAUACAAAAGAAUCAAUAAAAGGACAUGGAACGAUCCUUUACAGGGAAGGCUCAAGGCCGACUGGUAUAUGGCUUGUUUCGACUGGAAUUGUAAAGUGGACAAGUCAGAGACUCAGCACCAGGCAUUCACUGGAUCCAAUUUUGUCACAUGGAAGCACUUUGGGUCUAUACGAGGCAUUAAUUGGAAAGCCAUAUAUUUGUGACAUUAUUACAGAAUCGGUGGUGCAUUGUUUCUUCAUUGAAGCUGAAAAAAUAGAGCAACUGCGCCAGUCUGAUCCUUCUAUUGAGGAUUUCAUGUGGCAGGAAAGUGCUCUAGUUAUUGCAAGGAUGUUUCUCCCCCAAAUAUUUGAGAAAAUGGCAAUGCAUGAGAUGAGGGUUCUCAUUUCUGAAAGAUCCAGUAUCAAUAUCUACAUUAAGGGAGAAGACAUUGAACUCGGGCGUAAUUACGUUGGCAUCUUAUUGGAAGGAUUCCUGAAGACAGAGAACCGAAAUUCGAUCAAACAUCCAGCUGUGCUGCUGCCGUCGAACACUGAUUUGAAUUUAUUUGGCUUGCAGUCUUCAGCCUUGAACAUUAUAGACUACUGCUAUACUGCAUCGAGUUAUCAGGUGGAAGCUAGAUCAAGGGCUAUCUUGCUUGAAAUAGGGAGGCCAGAUAUGGAAGCCGAUCUGCAAAGAAGUGCAUCAAUGCUGUCUCCAAAACUCGGACCACCACGAACGCAGAGCAAAGAGCACAUCGGUUUGCUCAGGUGGCCGGAGAAUUCUGUGAGAUCCAAAGGGCCUGGAAAUCCAAGCCUAGCUGAAAUCAAAAACCAACCCGGUAGCUUCUCUGCUAGAGCCUUGCAAGUCAGCAUGUAUGGUGGCAUGAUGGAUGACAUGCACCCUGCUCAGAGGCGGCAACCGAGGCUUGAUCAUGUGGAGGGAAACCAGAAGCACAGCGUCUCCUAUCCAGAGGUGCCUUCAAGGGCAUCCAACACGCGGCCUCUGCUUUCUGUGAAGUCGGCGGGUCCUAGUGUGAUGAGCAGAAAAUCUGCUCUUGCUCAAGCUCAAGCUUCAGCUCCUGCACUUUCCCCCUUUCCGCAGCAAGCAGCCGGCCAGGAACGGAGGGUGGUAGCUGAAGGUGAUAAUUCGGGUGACGAGUCCGAGGGGGAAGACGUUAUUGUCACAGUGGACUCUCCCAGCAUGCUCUCUUUCCAUCCAUCCUCUGGCCCACCGCCAGGCAACUGACAGAUGCAGCAUGUGCC
Molecule: messenger RNA, 3470 nt
Organism: Triticum dicoccoides
Lineage: Eukaryota; Viridiplantae; Streptophyta; Magnoliopsida; Poales; Poaceae
Product: sodium/hydrogen exchanger 8-like
Exons: 23
Coding region: 1-3453 (1150 amino acids)
Biological process (GO): regulation of intracellular pH; potassium ion transmembrane transport; proton transmembrane transport
Cellular component (GO): plasma membrane; chloroplast envelope
Molecular function (GO): sodium:proton antiporter activity; potassium:proton antiporter activity
Source: RefSeq, a predicted model, not a curated record